Encephalitozoon intestinalis ATCC 50506 is the source of this 690-nucleotide messenger RNA. RefSeq lists its product as uncharacterized. NCBI's taxonomy places the organism in Eukaryota, Fungi, Microsporidia, Unikaryonidae. The transcript has a single exon. The record is from RefSeq and is a predicted model, not a curated record. The coding region runs from base 1 to 690 and encodes 229 amino acids. Gene Ontology annotation, cellular component: membrane; endomembrane system.
AUGGAAAGUUCUAGCCGUCUUUUGGCUUCAAAGGAAAUCUUCAAGAUAAUCCUCUUCGUACUUUGUAUCUACGGGGCAACAGACUACUCCCAGCCAAAGGAGUGGGUGAAGUUCAUCGACAAGCUUGCUGGAAGAAGCCACAUUUAUAUCACCCAGAUAAGUCUUUACAUGACAAUAAUGACGUUGUCUCUAAGUUACUGCGUAAAACAUUUUGGAGCCUCAAGAAUUAAAGAGGUGUACAGAGACUUUCUUUCCAUUACUCUUCCUCUGGAGGGACUAGUGACAACAGUAUUCUGGACACUUAAUGCCAUAGAUCCGACACUUCUCAAGAAUAAGGAUCUUUAUAUGGCAGGUGUUAGGACUCCGCUAAUAUCGGAGAUGUCCAUCCAUCUGUUCCCAUUUAUUCUCCUUCUGAUAGAUCAAGUAGGCGUCAAUAUCUAUGGAGCAAGAAGACAUUACUGGACCUUUGCCAUCUUUGGGUUUGUCUACUUUAUGGUAAUCCAUUACUUCCAAAGACUCAACAACUCCUGGGUGUACCCUUUUCUAGGAUAUAUGUCGAUAUCGAUGAGAAUGGCCUUGGUUGCUGCUGCAACCUUACUUGUCUUUGCUUAUUACAAGCUGUUCCUUCAGAUCUCCAGGAUCAUCAAUGCAAAGAUCCACUCAUCAACUGCCAAGGAUAAGUUACUCUAA